Messenger RNA from Coregonus clupeaformis (lake whitefish), 2855 nucleotides. RefSeq names its product metal cation symporter ZIP14-like. Gene Ontology annotation, biological process: intracellular zinc ion homeostasis; zinc ion import across plasma membrane. The transcript has 10 exons. Lineage: Eukaryota; Metazoa; Chordata; Actinopteri; Salmoniformes; Salmonidae. Gene Ontology annotation, cellular component: membrane. The coding region runs from base 369 to 1862 and encodes 497 amino acids. Gene Ontology annotation, molecular function: zinc ion transmembrane transporter activity. The record is from RefSeq and is a predicted model, not a curated record.
CACACGUGAACGCAGAAAGCGAAUGGGCCAAGAUAUAAUACCAAAUCUGGUCCAGCGUUGUCUUGGCAUGAGAGAGGGAGAUUUGUAGCCUUGUUGCAACUUUGAUGCAUUGAAAAAGGGCCCUCUUUAUGGACGAGUGAUUGCAAUAUAUGCAAAGGCAGGAAGACGUCACACACGUGCGGGAGUUAGUUAGCUAGCUAGCUGAUCUUCACCAGCGGGUAGCGCCCAAGCCUGACUGAAGACCUAAGAGCUCCACUCUGCACCAAGGGCUCUACGUAAAAGCCACACCACGCAGAGGUUGGAAGAGCCGUAACCCAGCCAGUGGAAGGGUCGUCGUCAUCAUCAUCAUCAUCAUCAUCAUCAUCAUCAUGACCCAGAGUCCCGUCCAUGGCUGCUCUGUCUGUGUGGCCCAGCUGACGGUCUUCCUGGCCCUGGCCCUGCUGCUGUGUCCCCUGGGGAGAGCACUAGGAGAAGACCAGGCUUCUCCGGCCCAGGUGCUGCAGGACCUGCUGGAGCGAUAUGGGGACAACGCCACCAUCUCUGUCCCCCAGCUCCGCUCUCUGCUGGCCCGACUCAGUGCACCUGGCCAGGGGGACAACGCCACCGCAGCACAGGGGACAGCUCCACCGCCGCCGCCCAGAGUCAACCUGUCCAAAUGCUUACCUGGAGACACCCUGGCAGUGUACAGUAUGAGCGAGCAGUCUCGUCUGGAUGGGCGUGGCCUACAGGAGCUCUGCCCCACAAUGCUACAGCAAUUGGACUCGGGUGCCUGUGGGGUGGAGAAAGGGGAGAAGCUUAUCAAAGACCCACCUUCCAAACCCACUGCUGCUGAAGUUUGGGGUUACGGGUUCCUAUGCGUGACCAUCAUCUCUCUGUGUUCGCUGGUUGGGGCCAGUGUGGUCCCCUUCAUGAGGAAAACCUUUUACAAGCGCCUGCUCCUCUACUUCAUAGCCCUGGCCAUUGGCACCCUCUACUCCAACGCCCUGUUUCAGCUCAUCCCAGAGGCGUUUGGUUUUGACCCCAUGGUGGACAACUAUGUGUCUAAGUCCACGGUGGUGUUUGGAGGGUUCUACCUCUUCUUCUUCACUGAGAAGGUCCUCAAGAUGCUGCUCAGACCCAAGGAUAAGGGCCAUGACCACAGCAAUUUCCCAGCCUCAGAGCAGCUGUACGCUGCAGCCAACGGCGACAUGGAGGAGGGCGUGACAGAGAAGCUGCAGCAGAGUGGAGAGGCGGGCCUUAACCUGCCCAAGGUGGACGGAGGAGAGGGGGACCGCAUGCUCACCCCCGCACUGACCCCACCAGACUCUCAGAGCCUGGGCGGAGGGAACAGCAGAGGAGGCUGCUAUUGGCUGAAGGGCACAGCGUACUCUGACAUCGGCACGCUGGCCUGGAUGAUCACGUUGAGCGACGGGCUCCAUAACUUCAUCGACGGCCUGGCCAUCGGCGCUUCCUUCACUGCCUCAACGUUCCAGGGCAUCAGCACCUCCGUGGCCAUACUCUGUGAGGAGUUUCCCCAUGAGCUGGGAGACUUUGUGAUCUUGUUGAACGCUGGGAUGAGCAUCCAGCAGGCUCUGUUCUUUAACUUCCUGUCUGCCUGCUGCUGCUACCUGGGCAUGGGCUUUGGCAUCCUGGCAGGAAACAGCUUCUCACCUCAAUGGGUCUUUGCCCUGGCAGGGGGCAUGUUCCUCUACAUCGCCCUGGCAGACAUGUUCCCAGAGAUGAACGAGGUGAGUCGUGAGGAGGAGGAGGCGGGGGGCAGCAGCUUCCUUGUGACCUUCAUCAUCCAGAACGCGGGGCUCCUAACUGGCUUCGCCAUCAUGCUGCUACUCACCACCUACUCUGGAGCCAUCACUAUAGACUAGCAUUAACACUCACACAACUACACCCUACCGGUUUCAACCAGAUCCAACCGCUUAUAACUGGAAUGAUUCCCUUUGGAGCUGAAAGGGAAUGCCUGGCCCUCCCUCCCCAGGCUCCCUCUCUCCCUCUCAGGCCCUAUUUUGCCCUGAAUUCCCCCUCAGGAAUUCCCCCUAGAGACCCGGGGCUUCGGUUCUAGUGCGGCAGGAACGCACAUUAUAAGACUUAAGUUCUCAAAACACUUUCAUAAGCAGUUCCCAUAUGCAGUAGCUACUAGUACACUGGCAGGGGUACCCCCCUCCCUCAUUUCUCUUGGGCCUUCUCUCCCCCCUAGUACACUGGCAGGGGUACCCGCCCUCCCUCAUUUCUCUUGGGCCUUCUCUCCCCCCUAGUACACUGGCAGGGGUACCCGCCCUCCCUGAUCUCUCUUGGGCCUUCUCUGACCCCUACUCCCUCAUCUCUCUUGGGCUUUCUCUGACCCCUACUCCCUCAUUUCUCUUGGGCCUUCUCUCCCCCCCUAGUACACUGGCAGGGGUACCCCCUCCCUCAUCACUCUUGGGCCUUCUCUCCCCCCCUAGUACACUGGCAGGGGUACCCCCCUCCCUCAUCACUCUUGGGCCUUCUCUCCCACCCUAGUACACUGGCAGGGGUACCCCCUUCCUCAUCACUCUUGGGCCUUCUCUCCCCCCCUCCCUCAUCUCUCUUGGGCUUUCUCUGACCCCUACUCCCUUUCUCUGACCCCUAGCUGACUAUUCCCCCCUUCUGUUCUAUGCCACCUGCAGGGACCGGUACAAGCCAUAGUCAGGGGGCAGGACAACCAUAUUAUCUCCUAUGCUGAUGACCAACAGACAUGCAAUAUCAACAAACCAUUUAUAUAAACAUAGUUCAUAUAUAAAGUCUAUAUAUAAACUGUUAACUGGGUAUAAAUGGGCUCCCGAGUGGCGCAGCGGUCUAAGACACUGCAUCUCAGUGCUUGAGGCGUCACUACAGACCCCCUG